AACACGAGGGGAGGGAAUGACUGCUGCACGCAAGGCGAAAAAGCGCUCGAGAUGUACUUUUUAGAGGCGUCUACCACAAAGGGGACGUGCGAGUUUGAUCUCGCAAUUUACUUUAGUAUUGUGUGCUAAUGAGUGGUUGGUCUUGUUUGUGAGGGUGUAUUUUGUAACUUUUGAUGCUGAAUGAAGGGGAGCCCAUCAGCGCGCCACCAGCACCAGGACGCACGGCGCGCCUCCACCUGGACGCAGCGGAGGAGCGAGAGGAGGCCACUUGGAGUUUUCCCCAUGGAUAUCAUAAUUUAAACGUUCACUGAGUCAUUUCAAUAGUGCCCUCGUUUUAUCCAGAUGAUAUUCUUGCUUUUUGUUUGGGAAGAAUACCCUCGGAUGCCUGACUUGUUGUCUUUCUGGCUUUCUUUGCACAUAUGAAGCUCCCGUGCAGGAUGUUACAGUCCAAGCGGCCCAGGCAUCAUUGGGCCACUGUGCACUUUCAUCACCAAAUAUCACCACAUUACUGGGGGCCGCGUUCUGUCUAAACAGAAGUCAUCCACCAUCCACUUUCUGCCACUAUCGAAAAGGGAUUCUUUGAGCCACCUCGUAUUUUCGGUGAACAUUGACAUUGGCUUUUACCGGUCACAUCUUUGGGCUACUAUGCAAUUAAAACUGAUCUCCUUUGUUUUGAUCAUCUUGCACUGCAUGGAUUACACUGGAUGCCAGCAGCACAACACCUCCAGGCACUGGCAACAUAAACAGAUCUCUGGUGUGAGUUCAGGGUGCCAGCAGGGUGGCUGUCUAACCUGCUCUGACUACAAUGGCUGCCUUUCCUGCAAGCCACGCUUCUUUAUGCAUUUGGAGAGGAGUGGGAUGAAGCAGAUCGGGGUGUGCAUGACUUCCUGUCCUUCAGGCUUUUACGGCACCCGCUCACGAGAAAGAAAUACGUGCACAAAGUGCAGUCCUGAGUGCGACUCCUGCUUCAACAAGAAAUUCUGCAUGCGCUGUCGGAUAGGUUUCUAUCUUCACCGCGGCGAUUGCCGGAAUAACUGCCCCGAGGACAUGGUCCGCAGCGAUACACAGAGGGAGUGUGUUCCCAUUGCAGAGUGUCCUGCAGAGUGUGAGUUAUGUGUGAACAGCGAGACAUGUACAAGGUGCCAGCCGGGCCUGUACCAGCUCAAUGGAAGAUGCCACCGCGUCUGUCCAGAUGAUUAUGAACCCAAUGACAAACUCAUGGAGUGCGUACCACAAGUGCACUGCCAAGUGGGUGAGUGGAGCGAGUGGACUCCCUGCUCUCGCUCGGGGAGAACCUGUGGCUUCAAACGGGGGCAGGAGACCCGCACACGGCAGGUCCUGCAGUACCCAUCACCUUUUGGCGGACCAUGUCCUGAGAUCUCUGAGAUCAAAGACUGUGUGAUCAUCAGGAGAACAUGUCCAGGACGAAGGCCAAAUGAUCGAAAACAACGGAGGAAUCGCAACAACAACCGCAAAGACAACAAGGGGGUCAGAAGGGAGAAGAAACGAGAGCGCGAGAGGGCUCGAGACACGGGGGACCGCCAAGACAGCAGGAACAAAACGGAGCACAGGCAUCGGCGAGGUCAUGACCUGCAGCCUUUCUCCCCCAAGGAGGGCCUUGUACAGUAGCUCUGUGGACACGUUCAAAUAAGUCUAACACCUCCCAAAACCUUCCUCCUCCUCUUACGUCUCACCCACUCUUUGCCCAUCUCUACUCCUGUCUGCGGGGGUGUCGCUGCUACCUGUACGAUUUGAAUAAACUGUUAAUGCGCAAGCAGGAUUGGGGCAUAUGGGGCCUAAAGGUUGAAAGUGUUUUUAUUUUUCUGUGUUGCGACUCUUCCUUUACAUCCACCACUGACUCAUGUCUCAUUUGAAAAAUGAAAGAGCCGCUGCCGAGACUGCUGCUGGUACUAAAGAACAAAGAAAAUGUCAGCGUGUAAAAGCAGUGAGCUUGUUGAUAUGGUUAUUUAAUGGGACUCUGGUACAACAAUGUGCUCUUGGAUUUUGAAUGUAGAUUUUGCAACAUUAUGUAGAACAUUUUGUUUAUUUUUCAUGACUUUUAGAUCCAUCUACUUAAUUUUAUUUGGUGAAUAUUUUUUAAAGACAAAGACAUAAAAGAGAGUUUGUUCUUGCCAUCUUGUGACUGUUUCCUAAUCUCCAUAGAAAUUGAUGUACUGUAGUGGAACCUUCAUUGCCAAGCCAAAGAAAGCCAAGCACCUGGACAAAGUUCACUUUGAACCUUUUCACACACAUUUUGUCAUGGAAACACAACAAGUUCUAUGCGUGUGAGAAAAUAAAUCAAAUUCACCACCAGGUGUUUCUGUUUGUUUAAAACGGACUUGUGCUGCUCAACAAACAUCCAAAGCCACUUGUAUGUUAAAUAAAACUAUAAUGGGUUUCAUAGCCUCA
This is a messenger RNA of Hippocampus comes (tiger tail seahorse), 2409 nucleotides long. RefSeq names its product R-spondin 3 (gene rspo3). The transcript is spliced from 6 exons. NCBI's taxonomy places the organism in Eukaryota, Metazoa, Chordata, Actinopteri, Syngnathiformes, Syngnathidae. Bases 646 to 1629 code for a protein of 327 amino acids. The record is from RefSeq and is a predicted model, not a curated record.